Molecule: messenger RNA, 1306 nt
Organism: Eruca vesicaria subsp. sativa (arugula)
Lineage: Eukaryota; Viridiplantae; Streptophyta; Magnoliopsida; Brassicales; Brassicaceae
Source: the annotation of a GenBank genome assembly
AUGGAGCAGCACAAGAACAAGUACCUUGAGAAUUUUGCAAUUAUGUAUGGGAAUCAAACAGUCGAGGAGUUCAGAAGAAUCAUCAUAAGAGAUGAGCAAAUCGUAAGAGCAUGCUACGCAGAAUCAACGGACUGGAUCAGCUCUGAAGACUUUGUUGAAAUGAUACUCAUUGACUCGGUGUUCAUACUAAUGUUUUUAAAGCAGAUUGGACCAAGAUACAUCGACAAAACAGGAGAUUUUCUUUUCGACCAGCCGUGCCACCGAGACACUAUCUUUGAAGACCUACUCUUGCUUGAGAACCAACUUCCAUUUUCCCUUUUAGAAAAUCUCUUUGGACCCUUCUUCAUAAAGAUUGGGAGCAACAUAACGUUCCGUGACUUUAUCCUUGGACACUAUGGCUACAAAAAUAGGAUCAAACCAGAAGUGAAAUUCCUUCAUAUUACAGAUAUGUUUCGGUGUGUCCGUGUUGAGAAGCUUGGUCUGACAAAAGAAGAUCAUAUUAAGGAACAGCGUAUGAAGAAGUUCCUAAUAAAAAAUCUUCACAACGCAGACGAGCUAGACAGUGCAGGGGUUGAUAUUGUAGGGCAUAAAGUAGAGAGGGGCACAUCUUUUGUGAUCAAAUUCGAACGUGGUGUUUUGACAAUGCCUUGCUUCACAGCACGUGGUCACACGGAAAGGAUGUGGAGGAACAUAAUGGCGCUAGAGCAGUGUCACUAUACUUACGCAGCCUAUGUUUGUCACUACAUCACUUUCUUGGGCUUCCUCAUCAACACCGAGCAAGACGUUGAAUUACUCGUCAACAAAGGGGUUAUAAAGAAUUUGUUGGGACAUUCCGAAUCGGUGGUGAAUAUGGUGAACAAGAUGUGCUUAGGGCUCGCUGAUAAUGGCUCUUACUAUUACGAUAUAGCCGAGAGACUUGAAAAAUACUGCGACAACCGUCUCAACAGAUCCUUCGCCACUCUCCGGCGAGUCUACUUCAAAGACCUGUGGACUGGAACUGCGACCAUCGCAGCAGUUAUAAUUCUGGUCUUGACUUUGAUUGGGACAGUGACUUCCCUUCUCCAAGUGACGCAGGACGACAAUGAUCCCACUAAGUCCCUGCUUCCACCCCCUCCUUCCCGGGACUUGUAGAUACGUUCUUGCCACUGGAAGAAACGAAUUAUUUCAUUGUUCUUAUAAAUCUUCUCUUAUUUAAUUACACAUAUUUAAUAAUUGCUUCCGUCCGGAGGAAGAAACAAAACUUUUUUUUUUCCACACAACUAUAUUUAACUUUGUUUUUCUCUUUAAUUAUCUUACUCACUUCGUA